GGUGGUUGUGGUGGCUGCACAGCUGACAAGAAACUCCUAAAUUUCCUCUGGGAGUGAAGUAGAACUUCUUAAGAACAUAAUGGAUGAAGAAGAGAAAACCUAUGGUGGCUGUGAAGGCCCUGAUGCUAUGUAUGUCAAAUUAAUAUCCUCUGAUGGCCAUGAGUUUUUUGUAAAAAGAGAACAUGUGUUAACAUCAGGAACAAUAAAAGCCAUCUUGAGUGGCCCAAGUCAGUUUGCUGAAAAUGAAACCAAUGAAGUCAAUUUUACAGAGAUCCCUUCACAUGUGCUAUUCAAAGUGUGCGUGUUUUUCACCUACAAGGUUCAUUACACUAACAGCUCCACCGAGAUUCCUGAAUUCCCAAUUGUGCCUGAAAUUGCACUGAAACUGCUGAUGGCUGCGAAUUUCCUAGAUUGUUAA
Molecule: messenger RNA, 418 nt
Organism: Sorex fumeus (smoky shrew)
Lineage: Eukaryota; Metazoa; Chordata; Mammalia; Eulipotyphla; Soricidae
Product: elongin-C-like
Exons: 1
Coding region: 80-418 (112 amino acids)
Biological process (GO): ubiquitin-dependent protein catabolic process
Cellular component (GO): elongin complex
Molecular function (GO): protein-macromolecule adaptor activity
Source: RefSeq, a predicted model, not a curated record